Molecule: messenger RNA, 3001 nt
Organism: Lytechinus variegatus (green sea urchin)
Lineage: Eukaryota; Metazoa; Echinodermata; Echinoidea; Temnopleuroida; Toxopneustidae
Product: dual 3',5'-cyclic-AMP and -GMP phosphodiesterase 11-like
Exons: 18
Coding region: 156-1841 (561 amino acids)
Biological process (GO): signal transduction
Molecular function (GO): protein binding; 3',5'-cyclic-nucleotide phosphodiesterase activity
Source: RefSeq, a predicted model, not a curated record
UUGCCCAGUAUCUUCAAUUCUGUGGAAUCGGUAUUAACAAUGCCAGACUCUAUGAGAGAGCAACAUUAGAAAUAAGGAGAAAUCAGGUUCUACUGGAGCUAGCUAAGACCUUGUUUGAGGAACAGAGCACCUUAUCUAGCAUCGUCAGACGCAUCAUGGAGCUCCUACUAUCGCUAUUACGGUGCGAACGCUGUUCUAUUCUAAUGGUGGAUGAAUCGUCAAAGGUACACAUGCCGAAAAUAGGAUUGGAAACAGAAACUAAGGACUGGAAAAAGAAAAAUAAGCGGAUGGCCAGUAAAGAGCAGACGAGUAUUUUCUCUCAAGUAUUUGAGUUGGAACAAGCGGAUCUGGAAAACAAAGGACCCCACAAUGGAAAUGGCAAUGGAUGCAGGUUUCCAAUCCAUAUUGGUAUCACAGGGUAUGUUGCUACGACAGGGGAGACCCUCAACAUUUCAGAUGCAUAUAAGGAUCCACGGUUUGACCCUAAGGUCGACUCUGAGACGGGGUUCCGCACCCACGAAAUGCUCUGUAUGCCCAUCAAGAACGCCAAUGGGGCCAUUCAAGGGGUCAGUCUACUGGUCAAUAAAAUAGACGGGUCAGCCUUCAACAAGAAUGAUGAGGACAUGUUUGAGGCAUUUGCAAUAUUCUGUGGAAUGGGUAUACACAAUACCAAGAUGUAUGAGAAGGUGUGUCGAGCUGUUGCUAAGCAACGGGUAGCACUAGAGACGUUAUCAUACCAUGCCACGGCCCCUUCUGAAGAAGCACAGAGAAUAAAGAAACUUCCAGUGCCAACUUCUAAUGAACUAGGUCUUCUAAAAUUCUCCUUCAGCGAGCUUCGUAUGACUGAAGACGAGACGUUGCUAGCAGCCAUUAGGAUGUUCCUUGAUCUAGAUCUACUAAACAAAUUCAGGAUAAAUUAUGAGACAAUGUGCAGAUGGCUACUGAGUGUACGAAAGAAUUACCGCAACGUGACGUAUCACAAUUGGAGGCAUGCUUUCACGGUAGCACAGACGAUGUUUGCCAUUAUUAAGAGUGGUGGCAUGAAGAAUGUCUUGACGGACAUAGAGGUCAUGUGCCUGAUGGUAGCUUGUUUGUCACAUGACCUCGACCAUAGGGGCACCAACAAUAACUUCCAGGUCAUGAUUGAAUCUCCUCUUGCGCAGCUGUACUCGACUUCCACCAUGGAACACCAUCAUUUUGAUCAGUGUAUCAUGAUCUUAAACAGCAAGGGCAAUGAGAUCUUCAUGAACCUCAAUCCAGAAGAGUAUACCAAUGCCAUCAGACUACUAGAGCACGCCAUCUUAGCUACGGACCUAGCUGUUUACUUCAAAUCUCGAGGUGAGUUCUUCCAUAUUGUCGAGGAGCAGAAGUGCGAAUGGAACGAGGAUGACCAACGGGAGCUACUGAGAGGGAUGCUGAUGACCGCCUGCGACAUCUCGGCCAUCUCCAAGCCGUGGGAUGUCCAGAAGGAGAUCGCCAAGCUGGUCUUUGGCGAGUUCUUUGAGCAGGGAGACUUAGAGCGACAGCAGCUCAAUAAAGUUCCCGAUGACAUGAUGAAUCGUGAGAAGAGGGAUCUUUUACCCAAAAUGCAAGUGGGUUUUGUUGAUGCAAUAUGUCUACCAUGCUAUGAGUCCUUGACGAAAGUCAACGACAAGAUGAAACCACUCCUUGACAUGUGUCAGUCAAACCGAAAUAACUGGCAACACUUGGCUACCAUAAGCACUCAACAAAUGGAGGAGAAGGAGAGCAUCAAGGGCUCGGCAGAGGAGAAGGACAUCGACGAAUCGGAGACCACGCUGUCAACGGGGAAGUCGCAGGGUGCCCCGCCCAGAAAGAAGUGACGCCAGAUGUCAGAGAAAGAGAGAGAAGACGACGAUGACGAGGUCGGAGGAGCAUGGAGCGGAGGAGGUUAUAGGGGAUGUGGACCAAUGCUAUGGGAGCAAAUCGAUCUUGGUGAGGUGAUGGGCUGCUAAGAAGGAUAAAGGAAUAAAAAUCCAAUAAUUGUUUCAUGAUUUAUUAUCUGUUCCACUCGACCUUCAUCCCCCUUUACUCAAUACUGAUUUGUACCGUCAUGUGUUAUGAGGACAAAGUCAUUAAUUUUGAAAAAUAAUCUUUUCUUUCUGAAGAUACCCUUGUAGAUUUUUUGGAGUCCAUGUGGCCCCCUGCUGAAGGUCAUACUGUCUUCACACUAAUCUCUCUUUCUCUUGGCAUUUUUCUGUUCUUCUUCUGCUCCAUUCACUCGCAUUUCUUGAUUUAAAAUACACUGGUUAUACAGUGAAGGUGUUAGUGUCAAUACUGACAAAGUGCUUGAAGUUUGUUUAUUGAUAAUUGAUUGACCGGUCAAGUAAAAUGCUGCGUUUGAAUUGCAUGAGGUAGUAUUGUCUUGAGUGUAGGUGUCAGCAUUAACACUCAGGUAUAACAAGCUAACUCUGAUGGGUAAUUGUAGCCAUAGGGCUACAAGUUUGAGGAAGUAUUGAAUGCCAUACAGUUUUACAGGGUGUAAAAGCAUAGAAAAUGUGCUUAUUUAUUUCAUUUCAUUUUACUUUCAUUUAUGCUGACACUAACACCAAAUGUUGGAUCUGUUUACAUGCUGUGGUCAGCACAGGAGACAGCAUGAGGUACAUGUAUUUAACACCUUCCACAAGGUGGUGCUCAGUUGAAGUACACUGCAAUGUGUUAUUAGUACCAGCAAUACACCUUUUGUCUGACACUAGCAUUUUGGUGCUAGUGUAGACUGUCUGUGAAUGGCCAUGCAUAUUGCUUGGAUAUGUGAUCAAAUGAUUGUUUUAUUUACACCACAUAUAACAUUAUAUUGGUGAAGGCGCUAACUGAUGCACAUUGUUGAUUGUAUUGAAAGGUGCUUACACAAUAGCUCCUGAUCAUGAACCUUCUUCAAAGUGUUUGGUGUUAUUAUGACUGUGGCAGUGUUUGAGGUAUAACACUGGACCAAAGUGCUCGUGCUGAAUUUGAUUUAAACCUGUCAGAAACCUUCAAAAGUUGU